AUGGCAAGUUAUCGUUCAUUCCAUGUAAACUGUGGUGGACCGGAUGUAACCAGUGGGAGUAUCUUGUAUGAAGGUGACGUAAGCAUUGAAAGUGAUGCUGCUAUGAUUUAUUCCCAAAAAGAAUCAAACUGGGGAUUCAGCAACACAGGAGAUUUUAUGGAUGAUGAUGGCGAAAGCCCCGGAUAUAUACUUCGUUCAAACUUCUCUUAUUUACCAAUGGAUACGGUGUAUUCUACAGCACGCAGAGCUGCCAUCUCUCUCACUUAUUAUGGAUAUUGUCUAGAAAAUGGGAUGUACACUGUUAAACUCGACUUUGCUGAAAUACAAUUCACAGAUGACGAAUCGUACAGAAGAGUUGGAAAACGCUUUUUGGACAUUUAUAUUCAGGGGAAACUAGAGAAGAAAGAUUUUAAUAUUGAGGAGGCUGCUAAUGGAUCUAACAAACCUUAUUCUAAAGAAUUCGAUGCCACUGUGACAGACAAUACCUUGGAGAUCCGUUUAUACUGGAAUGGAAAAGGGACUACUUGCAUUCCAAAAAGAGGAAAUUACGGUCCUCUUAUUUCUGCAAUAACUGUAUGCUCAGGCAUGCCAGAGAACUUAUUGUCCAGCCUUACUCAAAUUGUUUUCUUGGUAAUGGGUGUCAUUUGUUGGAAAUUCUAUUUUAGAGACAAGUUCAUGAGAGAACGAGAUCUCAAGGGGCUAGAUCUGAAAACUGGUUCCUGCACUUUGAGGCAGCUGAGAGCUGCCACUAACAAUUUUGAUUCCGCUGGCAAAAUUGGAGAAGGUGGAUUUGGCUCCGUAUACAAGGGUAAAUUGUCAGAUGGAACUCUCAUUGCUGUUAAGCAGCUAUCUCCUAAAUCCAGGCAAGGAAACCGAGAAUUUGUGAAUGAAAUAGGCAUGAUAUCUGGUUUACAGCAUCCCAAUCUUGUAAAGCUUUAUGGAUGCUGUAUUGAAGGAGAUCAGUUGCUUCUGGUGUACGAAUACAUGGAAAACAACUCCCUCGCCAAAGCACUUUUUGGUUCAGAAACAAGUUUUCUGAUGCUGGAUUGGCCAACAAGAUAUAAGAUAUGUGUUGGAAUAGCCAGAGGUUUAGCAUUUCUCCAUGAAGAAUCUGCAAUCAGGAUUGUUUUGCAGAUUCUUCACAGAGACAUCAAAGGUACAAAUGUAUUACUGGACAAAGAUCUAAGUGCCAAGAUAUCAGACUUUGGACUAGCUAAGCUCAAUGGAGAGAACACUCACAUUAGCACUCGUGUUGCUGGAACCAUAGGAUAUAUGGCUCCAGAACAUGCGCUGUGGGGUUAUUUAACAGACAAAGCAGAUGUUUAUAGUUUUGGUGUUGUUGCUUUAGAAAUUGUCAGUGGAAGAAGCAAUUCGAGGCACAGGACAACAAAUGAAUUCUUAGGUCUUCUUGACUGGGCCCAUGUACUGCAAAAAAAAGGAAAUUUAAUGGAGAUAGUGGACCCAAAGCUGCAGUCUGAAUUCAACAAGGAAGAGGCUGAGAGGAUGAUCAAAUUGGCUUUAUGCACCAAUGCAUCUCCAUCUCUAAGGCCUGCAAUGUCAGAAGUGGUGAGCAUGCUUGAAGGACAGACCAGCAUCCAGGAGAUGAUCUCAGAUCCUAGCAUUUAUGGUGAUGAUUUACACUCCAAACAUCUCAAAGGCCACUAUCAGCAGGUCAUGAACCAGAGUUCAAAACAGCACACAAGACCUCUUUCCUCGAUCUGAUAAAUCGUGGAUUGGAAAUUCCUCUACAUCUGCCCAUGAUCUCUACCCCAUGAAUCCCGAGUCCAUAAGUUUAAACCUCAGUGAAACCUCGUCUUUAAUUUGAAUAAAGCCAAAGACAUGCUUGGAGCUUCGUUUGUAAUCACAUAAUGAUCAAUAUUUAGACGUCUACACAACGUCUUGUUGCUUACCAUCCAUCUUGGUAUGCUUAUGGAUUUAUAAUUCUAUAUAUGUAAACGGUCUAUGGAAGCUAUCUCCGUGGUUGUGAGAAUUCAGAGCCCCAGACACUUUUCCUGGCCAUUGAUUAUUACUCCCGAUUUAUGGGGAUGGAUAUUAUGAAUAUUUUUAAUAAAAUUUAAAUUUAAAGAAGGAAUCAGCUUGUUUUUGU
This is a messenger RNA of Populus trichocarpa (black cottonwood), 2107 nucleotides long. RefSeq names its product probable LRR receptor-like serine/threonine-protein kinase At1g29720. The record is from RefSeq and is a predicted model, not a curated record. Gene Ontology annotation, molecular function: protein kinase activity; ATP binding. Lineage: Eukaryota; Viridiplantae; Streptophyta; Magnoliopsida; Malpighiales; Salicaceae. Gene Ontology annotation, biological process: protein phosphorylation.